Spinacia oleracea (spinach) is the source of this 2849-nucleotide messenger RNA. Its product is annotated as serine/threonine-protein kinase Nek2. Lineage: Eukaryota; Viridiplantae; Streptophyta; Magnoliopsida; Caryophyllales; Amaranthaceae. The transcript is spliced from 16 exons. The record is from RefSeq and is a predicted model, not a curated record. Gene Ontology annotation, molecular function: protein serine/threonine kinase activity; ATP binding. Bases 409 to 2271 code for a protein of 620 amino acids. Gene Ontology annotation, biological process: protein phosphorylation.
ACACGGGGAUCUUUCCAAAACUAGUUUCUCCUUCCUCUUGUCUUUUUCAGGGUGCCUAUUCUUCUCUUCUUCCCACACUCUCCUCUUUUGACUCCCUUCAUUUCUUCACUUCGCUUCUUUUAUUUUGAAGUUUGAAAUCCGUAGCUUUUUGUUUUUUUGUUCACUUUAUCUUUACAUUUUCCUCUCAAUUUUAUCUCUUUCCCAUUUAUACUUGAAGAGCGGGAAUAAGAAGACUAGAACAGCACCAAGAGAUCUGUUUUACCUGAUAAUGCUCCAUUUUUAGGAGGAUAAGUCACUUUCAUUUCAUGUUAUCUUGAAGUUUAGCAGCACUGAGAGGCAUAUUAAAGGUUGUGAAAGAAUAGAAUUUGUUUCUGAAGUUGCAAGAAGUGAGAGGUACCGGCUGUAGAAAUGGAUCAGUAUGAGAUACUAGAACAAAUCGGCAAGGGGGCUUUUGGUUCAGCCCUUCUUGUGCGGCACAAACUUGAGAAAAAGAAGUAUGUCCUGAAGAAGAUCCGACUUGCUCGUCAGACUGACAGAACACGCAGAUCUGCUCAUCAAGAGAUGGAGCUGAUUUCUAAAAUAAGGAAUCCAUUCAUCGUGCAGUAUAAAGACUCGUGGGUGGAGAGGGGUUGCUAUGUCUGCAUUAUUAUUGGUUACUGUGAAGGAGGUGACAUGGCAGGUGCCCUUAAGAGAGCUAACUGCAUUCAUUUCUCUGAAGAGAAACUCUGCAAGUGGCUUGUUCAGCUUCUAAUGGCGCUUGAUUACCUGCAUAUGAACCAUAUUCUGCAUCGAGAUGUUAAGCUUUCAAACAUAUUUUUGACGAAAGAGCAAGAUAUACGUCUCGGUGAUUUUGGUCUUGCCAAACUGUUAACUUCAGAUGAUCUUGCUUCUUCUGUGGUUGGAACUCCAAGUUAUAUGUGUCCUGAACUUCUCGCUGAUAUACCUUAUGGCUCAAAGUCUGACAUUUGGUCAUUAGGUUGCUGCAUCUAUGAAAUGGCGGCUAUGAGACCUGCAUUUAAGGCUUUUGACAUGCAGGCACUGAUCAACAAAAUAAACAGAUCGAUUGUCUCCCCACUUCCAACCAUGUAUUCUGGCCGAUUUAGGGGUCUUGUUAAGACAAUGCUUAGGAGAAACCCUGAACUCCGGCCUAGUGCAGCUGAGCUUCUCAGGCAUCCUCAUCUUCAACCAUAUGUUUUCAAAAUAAAUCUCAAGUUUGAUAACCCAAGAAGAAACACUUUACCAGUAUCCUAUUAUGACAACCCAAGAAAACCUAGAUACCUCGAGGCCGAGGAGAUUCCAAAGCGUUGUAUUGACAGAGAGAAACGAAGAUCAUCAUACAGUAAUGACCGAACCCAGAAUCCGAGCAUCUCCGGGCCUGAACCGGACUCCCCGUAUUCUAUCAGACAGCAACCCGGAUAUUCAACUUAUAUGAAUAGAAAGUUUGAGGAGUUGUCCAUUGGUAGCUCACACAAGGAGAUUGGAGUUGAUAAGCCUAUAAUGGCUAAGGGUUCUUCCACUGUUGCAAAAACUCCUAGGUUAUCAACAACACCUUCAAAAGGUACUGCUGCUUUUAGGAGGCUUUCAACACCCUCUCAGAUCUCUACUAAUGGCUCCAAUCGCACCUCUCUUCCCAUGUCUCAUACUCCGGCCACCAAAUACUCUAGGUCAACACGUAGAGCUUCCUUACCGUUACCAAUGUCAAGCAACAAAAGCAACAAGGCAGCAGCAGACAAUGAGACUCGAUAUAACUCCCACACGGGUUUCCUUCACAGUGUAAUGUCACCUGAUGUAUCAGUCAACGCCCCACGUAUUGACAAGAUGGCCGAGUUUCCAUUAGCAUCUUCAGAGAGCCCUCUUUACCAACCUGUAAACAGAACCUCAUCAACCUCUGCUCAGUGUUCUUCCACCUCCCCAACAAACGUUCCUGAUCGUUCAAUGAUGAAGGACAAAUGCACGGUACAAUUAGUAGACCGAGCCUUGAACAAGAACAAGACUAAUUUGGUUAAUGAAAAUUCGGAGCAGAAUCAAGUAAUCAGUGGUGGUUUAUCGAGCAAAUCAUCGUCAGAAUCAAGGCAACGGCGUUUUGAUACCAGUUCGUUUCAACAACGAGCUGAAGCGUUAGAAGGUUUGCUUGAGUUUAGUGCUCGGCUUUUGCAGCAGGGGAGACACGAUGAGCUUAGUGUGCUGUUGAAGCCUUUCGGUCCUGAGAAAGUUUCUCCUAGAGAAACUGCUAUUUGGUUGGCUAAAAGCAUCAAAGAGACUGGUGCAUAGCUAGUACUUUCUUCCACGACUAGCCCAGCCCGACCCGUUAAGUUUCAGCCCGUCCCAGACCUAACACGACCCGUUGAACAGGUCUAGUACUCCCUUGUACAUUGGCUAGUGAUUUUUAAUUUAAAAUUGCGUGAACUUUAUUUAGUUUAGGGCCUCGGAUCAGAAUCCUUAGUUAGGAUUAGACGUGUUCAAUGGGCUGGGGGCCUAUUAAAAGCCUGAAACCAGUUUUUUUUCAAAAGGCCCAGCCCAUUUAAUUUAGGCCCGACCCGACCCUAACCUGGCCCAAUGAACAGGUCUAGUUAGGAUUAUGGUUUUUGUGUGAUUUGUCGCGGAGGUUUGGAAGCUGUUGUUUAGAGUUGUUGCAGCAGCUUCUAAUUCUGUUGAUCCUCGCGAUAACCAUUACCGGUGCAAGCGAAAGGUGCUAGUGUGCUACAUGUACUUGUAUAAUGUCUAUAUUGUGAUUCUAACAAGUGCUCUUAAGGAUGAGUUGUAAGCUAUUUCUUCCCCCUUUUUCCUUGGGAAAGAAGUGUUUCUGAAAUCUGAAUGCAUGAGUUGCUGAUGAGUGGGUUAUACACUUA